CGGGGCUCCUGGGGUCCUCAUGGCUCCUGCCUCACUCAUGGCUCUUGCCUCACUCAUGGCUCCUGUCCCGCUCAUGGCUCUCACUCCAGCUACACCCGGGGCUGUCUGAGGCGCCCUCGUAGUAAACGGGGGUUGAAGAUUGCUUCCGCCCACCUUUACCUCACUCACAACAUCCAGUCUGAGGCUGGUUUUAGAUGGGUUCCUAUUAUGCCAAACAUAUUUUUUACAUAGUCUCCCUCGCGUUUUCGGUAAAAUUAUCAGGAAACAUCAGCAACCAUCUGGGAAUUUUCACAGCCUGAACACAACAUGGAUCUUUCAGAAUAUCAAGAGCAGUCUCAAACAAGUGAGAAACCAUAUGAGUGCAUAAACUGUGGGAAAACAUUUGCAAAGAAUAGUGAUCUUAAAAGGCAUAUAAUGAUUCAUACGGGUGAACGACCCUAUGUUUGUGAAGUUUGUGGAAUGGGUUUUAUUGAAAAAGUGAAAUUAACUGUUCAUAUGCGACAUCACACAGGUGAAAGACCCUUCGAAUGUGAAGAAUGUGGUAAAACCUUUAUUAAGAAAAGUGAUUUGAAAUAUCAUAGUAAAACUCAUUCAGGAGAAAAGAAUUUUAUUUGUAAUGAAUGUGGUAAAGGAUUCCUGAAAAACAGUGACCUUAAGAGGCAUGCAAGACUACACACAAGUGAUUACCAUGAACAAAUUCAAGCAAGUGAGAAGCCUUUUGAAUGUGUAGCAUGUGGAAAAGCUUUUGCGAAGAAUAGUGAUUUGAAAAGACACGUAAUGAUUCAUUCUGGUGAGCGACCUUUUGUAUGUGAAGUUUGCGGAGCAGGCUUCAUAGAAAGAGUGAAGCUUACUGUCCACAUGAGACAUCAUACAGGAGAAAGACCUUUUGAAUGCACAGAAUGUGAUAAAGCCUUUAUUAAGAAAAGUGAUUUAAAAAAUCAUUACAAAACCCAUUUUGGAGAGAAGAGUUUUAUUUGUAAUGAAUGUGGCAAAGGAUUUCUUAAAAACAGUGAGCUUAAGAGGCACACCAGAAUUCAUACAGGUGAUAAACCAUUUGUAUGUGAGUUUUGUCCUGCAUGUUUUUCAGAAAGUGGGAAGCUAAAGAAACAUACUAUUGUGCACACAGGUGAAAAGUCAUUUGCUUGUGAUGAAUGUGGGAAGAGGUUUGCCCAAAACUCAGAUCUGAAUAGACAUAUGAGAGUUCACACUGGAGAAAGACCAUAUGUUUGUGAAAUAUGUAAUCAUAACUUUAGCCAAAGACAUAUUUAUAAGGACCACAUGAAACAUCAUGUGCCAAUGGUUGCUCCAGAAGAAACUACUGAAGGAGAACAGUUAGACAAUCCUAGUAUAGCAUUGUCUCCUAUAAUAAAUAUGAUUUUCAAUCCAGCUGGUGGUACACAUGCAGAUCAAGACAUACUCAGUUUUGGGCAGAGCUCUGCUUCAGAGGGUCAUGAAGUAUCAGAAGUUACUGAUUCCUCUAACUUCUUGCAAGUAAAUGUAAAUGUCAAAGAUGAAGUGAUCUGCAUUAAUCCUGACAAUAUCGAGUGUAAAACAGACGUUAAUGUUAAAGAUGAAGUGAUGGAUGCUAAUAAUGAUGGUGGCUUGCAUCAAAAUGACUUCAAUGCUUAAAUUAUAUUUAUAAAUUAUUAUGUAUAUAUUUUGUAAUUUGUAUGGAUUAUGUCAUACUUCGAGCAAGAAUACAUUAAUGCCAGUACCGUACAUGUAAACUGAUCAUAAUAAUUAUGAAUGUAGAAAAGUAGGGGUUUCAUGUGUUUGGCUCUGAAUACAUACUGGUGAAUGCAACUCCAAAUUCAUGGUUUCAUCACACUAUUUUCACACAUGUUGUAUGAUAUACCCAAAUGAGGCUGAAAAUAUUAAUCAGUGAUCAAUAAUACUAUAGUAUAUUGAAUUAUGAAUAACUAUAAUCAUUGAAUUAUAUAUAUACUGUAUAUCUAUCAUUCACUUCGGCACUAGGAGACUCGAACCACAUCACACUGUGGGUCGGCGGUUCAAGUCUCCUAGUGCCUCUGCAAAUGAUGUGUUUAUUUCCACGAUAAUGUGGUACACAAUUUAUAUAAUGUGAGUGUGGAUCACCAAUUCCUGUGUGCUUAAGAGGGAGGCGGGGAAAGUAUAAAAUUGUGCAGGGGUUUCAUGCUUCUGAAAUAUUUCCUAUUGAGCCUCUCAAGCUCAGUGGAAGAGCUUCCGUCUCACACCGUUAGGACACAGUGGGGUUGGCGGUUCCAGUCUCCUAAUGCCUAAGUGGAAGAAAUUGUUAUUUCCACAAUAGUGCGGUUGACAAAUAAAUAAAUAUAUAUA
Molecule: messenger RNA, 2316 nt
Organism: Procambarus clarkii (red swamp crayfish)
Lineage: Eukaryota; Metazoa; Arthropoda; Malacostraca; Decapoda; Cambaridae
Product: gastrula zinc finger protein XlCGF26.1
Biological process (GO): regulation of transcription by RNA polymerase II
Molecular function (GO): RNA polymerase II cis-regulatory region sequence-specific DNA binding; DNA-binding transcription factor activity
Source: RefSeq, a predicted model, not a curated record